Scatophagus argus is the source of this 3365-nucleotide messenger RNA. RefSeq names its product inositol polyphosphate-5-phosphatase E (gene inpp5e). Gene Ontology annotation, biological process: phosphatidylinositol dephosphorylation. NCBI's taxonomy places the organism in Eukaryota, Metazoa, Chordata, Actinopteri, Scatophagidae. The record is from RefSeq and is a predicted model, not a curated record. The coding region runs from base 460 to 2367 and encodes 635 amino acids. Gene Ontology annotation, molecular function: inositol-polyphosphate 5-phosphatase activity. The transcript has 11 exons.
AUGGUCUUAUUGCCUCAAAAAUAAGCUCAGCUAGCCUCGACGUCGCUACCGUUAUGCUGUGGUUUACGGCGUUGCUAACAACUGUAGGGUUAUCAGCUAACUUAACUUAAGUUUGGACUGUAUGUAAACAUAAUUCGGUUCGAUAGCAGAAAUCAUCGCGCUUUGGUUGAAUAAUAAAACUGGCAAACAUCCGUCUUAGUCUUGUAUUGCUACUUGGACCGCUAAGGCCAAAAUUGCACGCUGCAAGGAUUUAUUUAACUAAGCUUGUUAACUAAUUGUUUGAGGUUAAAAUGCUGUCUCUCACUAAUGUUACAUGCUUAACUCUUGUUGCUGAUAGCCACGUUAACAGCGUCCCCAAUUACUCAUGUUAAAAGAAGAGCUACUUAACGCUAACAGGUCGGUUAGCAAUGAGAAAGCUGCAUCCACCUCACCACUGCUGGUCUCAGACAUGACGAGAGGAUGACUGAAAAUGGAGAGGACAGCCCCCUCCAUCUGUUCUGUGAGGCUCCUGGUAAAGGAGAUUCAUUUGUCAACGACACCUCCCUAGAAGAUGCCAAAUCCUGCAAGGAACAGAGUUAUGCCCUUAAGCUUACUGCCAGCAAUGCAGAGGGAGAGGUCAGCCCAUACCAACCUCGUCCACCCUCACAACCCAGGCUGUUAAAGUCCAGCAAAUGUGGCUCUGUGGAGGAGACUGUGAGAACCAGAAGGCUGAGAAACAGCCAGGAGAGUCUGAGUGACCCAACUGAGACUGGCUCCUCCACAGACUCACUUAAAGCGGUCCAGACAGUUCCAGCUCCAGGUGGGCUUGGUGCUGCCACCAUCAGGAAUGAUCAGGACUCCAAUGUGAGAUCUGUUUCUGCUAUUACAACAGGAUCCUGUGCCUUCAGGGAAAGAGGGAGCAGUUUGUCUGAGUAUGAAAGGAGGCCCUCCAGCCAGCAGAGCAACCCCACAGACCAGCGGGUGAAGUCCACCAAAGUGCGUCUGUCUCCGGUGCAACCCACAGGUCCACUGCCUGCUCUGGAGAAGAGCUUUGCGUCAGCCACUUUAAGGGCAGCUAAUAGGAUUGACAGGGAUUGUUUGGAUUAUUCUGUGCUGGCCAGAGAGAAGCUCGGGGAGAAACUCCACAGGAACCUGAGCGAUAGCCGGCUUCUGGAGAACAUGGGGUCGGAUAGUACCUCUGUGAACUCCAUGAGGUCCACCUAUAGUGUGCUUAGUCCCAUCAGACCCCAGGAUGUGAGAAACAGAAGCUUUCUGGAGGGCAGCGUACUGGGCAGUGGUGCCCUGCUCGGGGCUGAGGAGCUGGACCGCUACUUCCCUGACAGGAAAGUGGGCAUCUACAUAGUCACGUGGAACAUGCAGGGAGAGCGGGGGCUUCCAGUCAACUUAGAUGAUCUCCUCCUUCCAACAGACUCUGAAUUUGCACAAGACUUUUAUAUUAUCGGAGUCCAGGAGGGCUGUCCUGACAGGAGAGAGUGGGAGACCCGUCUCCAGGAGACUCUGGGGCCUUACUACGUCAUGCUGUAUGCAGCAUCACAUGGUGUCUUGUAUCUCACUGUAUUUGUUCGAAGAGAUCUCAUCUGGUUCUGCUCAGAAGUGGAGCAUGCCACGGUCACAACCAGGAUCAUCUCUCAGAUCAAGACCAAAGGGGCUGUGGGAAUCGCCUUUACUUUCUUUGGCACUUCGUUCCUCUUCAUCACAUCCCAUUUUACCUCUGGAGAUGCCAAAGUUUACGAGAGAAUACUGGAUUACAACAAGAUUGUCGAGGCUCUAGCUCUUCCAAAAGGCCUUCCAGACACCAACCCUUACCGCUCCACACCAUCUGAUGUCACCACAAGAUUCGAUCAGGUCUUCUGGUUUGGAGAUUUUAACUUUCGGUUGAGUAAAGACCGAGUCGAUGUUGAGGCCAUCAUGAGCCGCACGGUCGGCGGCGAUAUGAGCCCUCUGCUGGAGCACGAUCAGCUCUCCAAGGAAAUGAACGAUGGUUCAAUCUUUAAGGGAUUCCAAGAGGCACCGGUACACUUCCUCCCCACCUACAAGUUUGACACCGGCUGUGAUAUCUACGACACUACUUCCAAACAAAGAACACCUUCAUACACAGACCGGAUCUUGUUCAGGAACAGGCAGUCUAAUGACAUACAUAUUGUCAAGUACACCAGCUGCUCCAGCAUCAAGACCUCAGACCAUCGGCCUGUCAUCGGUGUCUUCCAGGUCAAACUCAGGCCAGGCAGAGACAAUAUUCCCCUGGGUGCGGGACAGUUUGACCGAGGCUUGUACUUGGAAGGCAUCAGGAGGAGGAUCACCAGAGAGCUGAAGAGGAGGGAGGCCAUGAAGAACCAAAGUAGUAGCACUAUUUGCGCCAUCUCCUAAACCCUUAAGAAGAAAUGAACUUCCAGAAACUGGAAUGUACAACCAGGAGGGCAGAAAAGGACCAAAACAAAACAUAACUACACAGAGUCCAAAAGCUUGUCUUGGUACCCGAGUAGAGUCCGCCCUCUGUUGGGUGCUGUUGGGAACUGCCUGUCUGUCCCAGUGGGAGGGGCUGGCUGUACCUGAGGGCAGGGACCUUGAGGUCAGACAGACAGAGCAGCAGUUUGGCCUUUAUUUAUUCAGCCCCCUCUACUCAAACAUGAACGAGACAGAAGGGGAGGCAAGGGGGCUGCUAUGGUGGCUUACUCAUCAGUCACAUUCUCCAGUGUGAACUGAUCUAACCUUAAAGGCUCCAUGUAACUGCAUCCAUUUUCUAAUUUUUCUUACUUGUUUAAAAGCAUCAUGAAACCAUGUUGUUUUUCCGAAUGCUACAUCAGUGUUCAAAUGCCUUGUAAGUUUGUCAUGAAAAAGCUUACCAAACAAUUGCAUUUUUGUGGCACAUUUAGGCGCACUAUUUAAUAUAAUUUUGGUGUCUCCUGUUGGUUGAUUUUCACUUUAAUUUUGUUUGGAGUUGAGCUGAGCGAUACGUCAUGACUAAAGAAGGGAGUUUAGGCCAAGUGUAUAAUGUCAAGAGCAUGACAUUGACUUGUUACUUCAGGGAGCUCAAAUGUAUUUUUUUGGAAUUCAGUUCCUGUAAAAUAGAUGGAGCAUUUUAUUUUUGCUAUUAAUGCCUGUCACUACAUUCCCUCUUACUAGGCCAAGUGAUCCUUUGUAACAGACUGAACUCAAUGCCUUACCUCUCAUGUCGCUACUGCGUAACCUCACAUAUACAUUAAACUGUCCAUGUACUGUACACCUUGAGGAAUUUGUAAUCCAAGCAUGAAGAGCAGUCUGCUCCUAAAAAGUGCCUGUGGGUCUUGUUUUCAUUUCUUCAGGACCUCUUGUCUUUAGCUGCAUCUUCACGUCACCUAACGAUGUAAUAAAUGUUUUAAAAUAUA